UAACGUCAUUAUUUAAUAGCUCAUCGGUGAUUGGUCCGCCUCUAAGGUUAAACUUAAAAGUCCUGGUUAUUCAUGGCAAUCAGUACUGGGUGAUCAUGGUGACAGGGAAGUUCAUAAACCGAGGUCAGCGGCUAGGCUGUGUGCUUGCGCUUAGUGUUCUAGCCCUAGUUCUCUGGGGCGUCCCUGGGGCCAAGGCUCUGGACAAUGGCUUGGCGAUGACACCUACCAUGGGCUGGCUGCACUGGGAGCGCUUCAUGUGCAACGUUGACUGCAAGCAAGAGCCGAAUUCCUGCGUCAGUGAGCAGCUCUUCAUGCAGAUGGCCGAUCUCAUGGUAUCAGAUGGCUGGAAGGAUGCAGGUUACCAGUACCUCUGCAUUGAUGACUGUUGGAUGGCUCCCACACGAGAUUCAAAAGGCAAACUUCAGGCAGAUCCUGAGCGCUUCCCUGGUGGGAUUCACCGCCUAGCUAAUUAUGUUCAUAGCAAAGGACUGAAGCUCGGGAUCUAUGCAGAUGUAGGACAGAAAACCUGUGCAGGCUACCCCGGGAGUUUUGGAUACUAUGACAUUGAUGCUAAGACCUUUGCUGACUGGGAAGUAGAUCUGCUAAAAUUUGAUGGUUGUUUCUGUGACAGUGUGGACCAUUUGGCAGAUGGUUAUAAGAACAUGUCCUUGGCCCUAAACAGGACUGGCAGAAGCAUUGUGUACUCCUGUGAGUGGCCCCUUUAUAUGUGGCCCUUUUAUAAGCCCAAUUACACAGAAAUCCGACAGUACUGCAAUCACUGGAGAAAUUUUGGUGAUAUCUUUGAUUCCUGGCAAAGUAUAAAGGGUAUUUUGGACUGGACAUCAUAUAACCAGGACACGAUUGUUGAUGUUGCUGGACCAGGGGGUUGGAAUGACCCAGAUAUGUUAGUGAUUGGCAACUUUGGCCUCAGCUGGGAUCAGCAGGUAACUCAGAUGGCCCUCUGGGCUAUCAUGGCAGCUCCCUUACUCAUGUCUAAUGACCUCCGACACAUCAGCCCUCAAGCCAAAGCUCUACUUCAGGAUAAGGAUGUAAUUGCCAUCAACCAGGACCUCUUGGGCAAGCAGGGGUACCUGCUUAGAAAGGAAGACAAAUUUGAGGUGUGGGAACGACCUCUCUCAAACUUAGCCUGGGCUGUGGCUAUAAGAAGUCUGCUGGAGAUAGGUGGACCUCUUUCUCAUACCAUUUCAGUUGCUUCCCUGGGUCGAGCAGUGGCCUGUAAUCCUGCCUGCCUCAUCACACAGCUCCUCCCUGUCAAAAAAGAGCUUGGGCUCUUUGAAUGGACUUCAGUGUUAAAAACACGAAUAAAUCCCACAGGCACUGUUUUGCUUCAGAUAAAAAGACCAAGCUGAAGCCGGACUGCAAUACCAAAAUGCUUUCUUUAAAUUGCAUAGAAUGUGUAUGUUGCUGCUGAAAUGACUCUAUCCCGCCUCUUCCUGUUCACCUUUCUUUCAUUCCUACUUAUUGAAUAAAGUCUUUCAAAGUUGUUCUUUUAAUAAAACUACUUCUAAAGGUGUCUAUUGGGUACCUAAAAUGUGCUAGGCACUGUUCUAGAUGCUUACUUAACACAUAUUAACUCAUUUUAAUCCUCACAACCCUGAGGCAGGUAUUCAUUAUAUAGAGCCAGGAUUGGAAUCCAGACUCUACCAUCACCCUGCUGCCUACUGACUCCAGCGAACCCCUGCUGAGGAUUUGUUAUUUCCACCCCAGAUACACUGACUCAGAAUCUAGUUUAACAAGAUCCCCAGGUGAUUUUUAUGCAUAAGUUUUAAGAACCACUUCUCUACUAAUGGUUCUCAGAAUUGGUCCAUAAACAGCAGUAUUAGCAUCAUCUGGGAACUUGUUAGAAAUGCAGAUUCUCAGCAGGGGCUCGAACCAGACUGAAGCCGGGCUACUGAGGUAGGUAGGUUAUUUGGGUGGCUCUGCUUACAACUUUAGGUGAGAAGGGAGACAAAAAAAACUUUACUUCAAUUAAAGGACAGGAAAAAAAAAAAACACC
Trichechus manatus latirostris (Florida manatee) is the source of this 2017-nucleotide messenger RNA. It is a transcript of the gene GLA, whose product is annotated as galactosidase alpha. Bases 96 to 1370 code for a protein of 424 amino acids. Lineage: Eukaryota; Metazoa; Chordata; Mammalia; Sirenia; Trichechidae. The transcript has 7 exons. Gene Ontology annotation, cellular component: cytoplasm. The record is from RefSeq and is a predicted model, not a curated record. Gene Ontology annotation, biological process: glycoside catabolic process; oligosaccharide metabolic process. Gene Ontology annotation, molecular function: alpha-galactosidase activity.